AAUCAUUAAUCGAAUUGCUGUGUAUUGGCAUCUAGGUUUUAUAACUUAAAUUAAGGAUUAAAAUCUCCCAAUUGAAAUGUCUACAACACAAGAUAAACUGGCAGAGUACAGAGCAAGAAAGAAGGCUGAAUUUGAAACAUGUAUGCCAAACUUUUCAAGACCAUCCAGAACAAAGAGGGAGAAUGCUGUUGUUGCAUUGAUUAACCGCUGGAUAAGACGUGCAUUGAAUAGUCGGUUGUUUUUGAUGAUAAAAGACAAAGUAUCCAGUUUACCUGUGAUAGGAAGACCAUUUGUGUUAAAGCUGGUUUUGUGGCUUAUUCUUUUUGGGCUUUUUGUUGAGCUGGAGUUUGGGAUGGUGUUUUGUAUUUUGUCUGCAUUUGUUUUUAUUUACUUCAACACAUCUACAAAUAGGAGGCGUAGUAAUGAGCUGAGUGCUUACUCCGUUUUUAACAAAAACUGUGAGCGACUGGAUGGUACAUUUACUGCUGAGCAGUUUGAAAGAGAAUUGAGACAUGGUCCGUCCUCCACUUAGUAUGAAAAUAUGUUUAUUCGGGUGUUUUUAUUUAUUAAAAAGAGAUGCAAAGCACAUAUUGUAAAGUGCAAUUAUUUAUAUUUAAUAGGAGAGUCAUUUUCGGUCAGUGCACUUUUUGGUGUUGUAUUUAUGUAUAUAUUUCGAUAUAUAUGUCUUAUGUUACGUUAUUAAGUCAAAUACCGGUAGUAUAACUAUUGUUUAGGGAUAUUGAUUUAUCACAUUUCUUACUGUAUUAAUUCAUCUUUUAGUUUAUUUGUGGUUGUUUUAAAUAUGUUCACUUGGCGUUUUAAACUGUCCACGGAUGCUUUUAUGUA
Molecule: messenger RNA, 846 nt
Organism: Ciona intestinalis (vase tunicate)
Lineage: Eukaryota; Metazoa; Chordata; Ascidiacea; Phlebobranchia; Cionidae
Source: RefSeq, a predicted model, not a curated record